Drosophila grimshawi is the source of this 1494-nucleotide messenger RNA. RefSeq names its product Kv channel-interacting protein 1. Lineage: Eukaryota; Metazoa; Arthropoda; Insecta; Diptera; Drosophilidae. The coding region runs from base 175 to 1494 and encodes 439 amino acids. The record is from RefSeq and is a predicted model, not a curated record. The transcript is spliced from 6 exons. Gene Ontology annotation, molecular function: calcium ion binding.
AAUAAUAAUAAUAAUAAGUUUGAUAAUGAGUGAACGAGAGCAACUAACCUUAACACGCAACUACUACUAGAGAGUAGAGUAGACGCUGAGCUGAGCUGAGCCUGCACUGCUAAUCCGCUCGAGGUCGAGCGACCGACCCAACGCCGAGUCCGAUUCCGUUUCCGGGAUAACGCAAUGGCUGGGCCGCAGGUGCAGCAUACGCAGCGACCGAAUAGCGCCUACUACACCGGCCUCAAUGGCAAUGGCAGUGGCUCCGGUGCCGUUGCCGGCGCAUCUGCCGGCAUGGCCAGCAGUGCCUCACACACGGGCCUGGGACUGCACGCACUGCGUCAGGUGUCCAACGAGACGGAGCUGAUCUAUCGCGGCGGUCACAGCAAUGGCGCGGUCAACGAGCAGCUACCCGGCAUCAUGGCCGGACAGCGCCAGCUGCCGUCGAACAGCAGUCGCAUCAUCCAGCAGCAGCCGGGUCACAGUUCACGUGGUAACAUUGUGAGCAGCAUUGCGGGCACGGGCAGCUGUGCCACAGAUGCACUCAUUGGCACCAUUGCCACCAGCGCUGGUGCCGGCAGCAGCAGCAGCGCUCUAGCAGCGCUCACCGGCACCAGCAGUGGAGUUGGUCACGGCGGUGGUGUCGUUCUCAAAAAAUCCAACACCCAGCGCAGCAUUGAGAUCAUUGUGGAUGCAACGCAGUGCGGCAAGGAGACAGCUGACAUCGAUGAUGCGGAGCAGGGCGAAGGUGGCCAGGACUCAUCCUCAACUGUGCGCAAAUCGUCGCGUCAUCGCCAUCGGCCACUGCAUCGGCGACUGAUCAGCUAUCUGCGUAGUCUAUUCCAUGGCAGCGCCGCACAGACUGCUUUGACUGCUCUACUUUUGGCCUGGGGCUGUCUCUCCAAACAUUCCGAACUAGAAGAAUUUGAGACGCCGGCCCGAUACAGACCCGAUUCGCUGAGCGCCUUGAGUCGCGCUACCCGCUUCACAGAGGACGAAAUCAAACGAAUUUAUCGUGGUUUUAAGGCUGAAUGUCCCACGGGCGUCGUCAAGGAGGAUACCUUCAAAGUGAUCUAUUCGCAGUUCUUUCCCCAGGGAGGUUCGUGCGCAAAUCCAACAUUAUACGCACAUUAUGUAUUCAAUACCCUGGAUCAGGAUCACAGCGGCAUUGUCAGCUUUGAGGAUUUUGUUCAAGGACUUUCGAUACUGUCGCGCGGCUCGGUUGAGGAGAAACUCCGCUGGACCUUCUCCCUCUACGACAUCAACGGCGACGGCUUCAUUACGAGGGAGGAAAUGACUGACAUUGUGACUGCCAUAUACGAGCUAAUGGGCCGCCUGCCCGACGAGUGUCCCGAGGAGGAGAAAAUCAAGGGCAAGGUGGAGCACAUCUUUCAGAAAAUGGACAUCAAUCGCGAUGGAGUUGUGACGCUGGAGGAGUUCCUGGAGGCGUGCCGCAAUGACGAUGCCAUAUCCAGAUCUAUGUCCGUAUUUGAUACAGCAUUCUGA